Messenger RNA from Exserohilum turcica Et28A, 837 nucleotides. RefSeq lists its product as uncharacterized. The record is from RefSeq and is a predicted model, not a curated record. The transcript has a single exon. The coding region runs from base 1 to 837 and encodes 278 amino acids. NCBI's taxonomy places the organism in Eukaryota, Fungi, Ascomycota, Dothideomycetes, Pleosporales, Pleosporaceae.
AUGGCUUCUAAUCCACCCAACCCACCUCCUCUAUCUCCAGCAUACCCCAAGUCGCGACUAUUAAGGUCAAUUGCCCGCCAUGUUUCCGCGCCCAUCGACCCCUCAGUGCGCGAAUCCGAGCACCAUUCUUCGCCAACUCCAAAAACGUCUCUUCUGCCACCCACUUCCAAGCACAGUCUCCUAAGCGAACUAUCGCUGGCCCAAUCCGUUGCCAGUCGCCUGCGCCGCGACCGCGACACCUGGCGCACACUAGCCGCGGAGCGAGCGCAAGACCUCGAAAGCACAUACCAAAGCCUACAAGAGCAAGCGCGUAUGCUCAGCUCGAUCCUGGAGCGCAGUCUCAAGCUGCAGGCCGAAUGCAAAGCGACUACAAAAAGCACUGCAAAACUGUAUUCCCAAGUCACGCGUUUCAAGACAAAGCACGAGAAGCUUAUAGCGGAUCUCAACGACGCCAAGUGCACAAUCGUCCGGCUAAGGCGAAGCGAUAGGUCAAAGGAUAAGGUGCAGCAGCAGAAUCUCAGGCUGAAAGCGCUGCUGCGGAUAUGUAGUUUGAAGGGCAGCACCGCAGUGGCAACAUCUACGCAUCCAGUCACUGAUGCUGAGACUGCGCUGCGCGAGGCGCUAGGUCUAGCUUUGGAACGCAUUGAUGAUCUAGAAGGUAGUGGUAGCGUUUUACUCGAUGAACUGGAGAAACAUAAUGACAAUGGCGACGACGACGCAGCUGAAAGUGGCACAAGGUUGAUAGAAGCACAGGUCGUGUUCCGCAGUAUCCUUGACGACGGGUUCUGCAAAGAGCAGAAAGAAUCGUGGGGCGCUUUGGUGGAAAAGGGUGACUGA